This is a messenger RNA of Lagopus leucura (white-tailed ptarmigan), 1936 nucleotides long. RefSeq names its product F-box protein 39 (gene FBXO39). Lineage: Eukaryota; Metazoa; Chordata; Aves; Galliformes; Phasianidae. Gene Ontology annotation, molecular function: protein binding. The record is from RefSeq and is a predicted model, not a curated record. The transcript has 5 exons. Bases 462 to 1781 code for a protein of 439 amino acids.
UACCAACAGGAGCGUUUUUUGCAAUAUAAACUAAUUAUUUAAAACAGAUACAUUUGAAUGCAUGGAGAUAGCAACCGUUGACAGUUCGAGAUCAAAUCUUGAUUCAUCAUGGUAAAGGUAUUCCAAAUGCAGAACCUACAAACCAGCCAGUGACAGCGCACUGUAUGCAUCUAUCUAUGCAGGAGAACUGUAACGAAUUGCUCAGUGAAAGCAGCACACAUCACUGUUUAAAGCUUCAAUCCAGCACAGGUUAGACCAUAGUUUAGACAUAAGAACUUGGAUCCUGACAACUUGAGUACAGAGGCAGAAAAAGGACUAUCGCUAUUGGAUGUAAAAAAGGCAACUUUUAGCUAUUUGCUUUAAAGGCAUAUCCUGUGGGGAUUACAAGCCAUUUAGCUAGCAAACUGAUUCGUCUAGGUUUUGUUCUGCACUCAGAAGAGUUGUCAAGAAGUGUUUACCCAAUGGAGGAUGACAGUGACCUUAAGCAGAGCUCCUGGGCUAAUUUACCUGAUGUCUGUCUGAGGCAUGUCUUCUAUUGGUUAGAUGACAAGGACAGAUCUCAAGCUGCAUUGGUCUGUAAAAAAUGGAAUCAAGCCAUGUACUCAGGAUCCCUCUGGAGAACCAGAACCAUCACAUUCAAUGGCCAACCAUCAAGGGCACAUGCAUUUGAAUAUGAAACUGCACUAUGGUACGUCAAGAAAUUUGGCAAAUAUUUGGAACACCUCGAAAUCAAGCUAUUGCAACCUUACAGUACUGUCUUUACCCGAAAAUUUCAAGUGUCUAUGAGAAGCCUUUUCUCACAGUUGGGUAAAUGUAACUGUCGCCUGCUAUCCUUGAGCAUCAAGCACCUGGAAUUAGAUCGCUUGGUCUGGAAAAACAUAGUCAGGGCUCAGUUUAUCAAGAACUUAGGUACCUUUCUGAAAAGAAUGAGCAAACAGCUUAAUUAUCUCAACUUAAAAGGAGCAAGAGUAACCUUGGAAGAAGGCUGUGAGCUUCUGAAUUCUCUGAGCUACCUGACUAAUAAAAGCUUUAUAUCUGAAAUAAACAUUGAAGAUUUCUUCAGUCUCCAUCUUCCUGUCUACAGCAGCACCUUGUUCCACCAUACUGUGUCCAAGUUCCACAGCCUGGUUAUCCUGACUUUCAAUUAUAACUGUGUUUCUGAUGAACUGCUGGACAAUCUCUGUAAGAACAGUGCUCAUUCCCUGUGCACCUUGAAUAUCAAAUGUCAUAUCCAUGACCCCCAUGGGCAAGUGGUCCAGGGAAUGUCAUGGGCCAACUUGGCCAAAAGAGCCUCAAAAUUGAAUGUGAACUUCUAUUUUGAAAGAGUCAUGAAACAUGACCAUCUAGCCAGGAUCCUGCUAGUGGAGAUACCAGUUAGGAGCAUCAGUUUACGGAGCUGCUAUUUCAGAAACCCAGACUGGAUGAUGAGACCUACUCUCACCAACAUCCUCCCAGCCUACUGGCAUGCGCUGCAGAAAUUAACCCUUGAAGUAAACAAUGACAAUGAGCUGCUGGAUGAUGAGCUGCUACAGCUUAUCUUAUCAUGCAGGAGAUUGUUUUUUCUGAAAGUCUGGGCAUUUCUUAGUGUUACUUUUGUGGAGAGGUUGCUACAGAAUCGUGCAGAAAGGAAAUGCUUUUUGACUACAAUAAAGGUCAGGAUUUACACAUCCCGACAGGAGACCAGUGAAGAGAAGCAGCUGUUGCACAAUAUUUACAAGAAGUUUAAAAAUCUGAUUGACUCAGAGCUUAACUAUUUUGUCAUCAUCUAUCCACUGGAGUAAAGCCACAAGGAGUUACAUCUGCAAAUGAUGAACAAAUCCUUUGGAGGGCAUUAAUAGGAGAACUGAAUCUUGUCAGCAUCCCUCUGAAAGGGAGAUACCAUCGUAUGCAAAGGACAAUUUUACUAUGCCCUGGAUUAAAGUGUUGGACUUGGCAA